CGUCUUUUAGUCUGUUGUGUUUUUGAGUGUUUGUUGAAGUUAUGAGGGUGUGUCUUGGUAGUUUCCUACUACGUUUAUUGUGCGUUCGUCAAAGGGGUGUGUACCCUGACGUAUUUGUUGAUACCAUUUCGGUACAGUAGCGUAGUAGGUAUGCAAUGGUUCAGGUGUGUCACACACGAGAAAGUGGCGCUACUGAUAUCAACCCAAUUAGUAAUAAUUACUAACUGAAAGGAAUGUUGGGAAACUGGAAAUGUAAACCAGAAACAUAAAUUGUGCAAAAUUAUGCCAUUUGAAUAAGAUGCGAAUUUUACAACGUUGAAACUGGAGUUGUUGCCCACGACAGAUUGUUUAAAUAACCGAAGUUAGCAUUUCUCUUUAGUUCCAUUCGAGGUGUGCAACAAACUAAUUCAUUUUAAAAUGAUGCGCUCAAGUUCAAUACCGAUACCAUCGACGCCGAAGGAGUCUUCUCCAACGGGAAGCCCUCCUGAUACACCCAAGCUAAUGCCCGGGGGUAACUACAUCAAACCAGGACGAGACUCUGCGAAAAGUACUUGCCUGAUCUUUUCACCUCCAGAGGAAGAGGUUGGGAUUCUCGCACGAUACCUGAAGAUUUUCGAGCGUCAUGGAGUCAACCUUAUGCACAUCGAAUCGCGUCCAUCUUCCAGAACGCCAAGCGGGUACGAAUUUAUGGUGGAAUGCGCACCUGGUGGUGACAUGGGAGCCGCCAUCACUGAAGUUCGAGGAUUAAGCGAGCAUUUCACCAUCAUAUCUCGCAAUUACAAGGAUAAUAUUAACACUGUUCCGUGGUUCCCCCGUCGCAUUCGCGACUUGGAUAAGUUCGCGAAUCAAAUUCUGUCUUACGGUGCAGAGCUCGACUCCGAUCAUCCAGGAUUUACCGAUGCCGUCUACAGAGAGCGACGAAAGUACUUUGCUGACAUCGCCUACCACUACAAGCACGGCCAACCGCUCCCUCACGUCGAUUACACGAAGGAAGAAACUGAGACAUGGGGGAAGGUGUUCAAGCAGCUACACACGCUCUAUAGAACACACGCGUGCAAGGAGCACAACCACGUCUUCCCACUAUUAAUGCAAAACUGCGGUUACCGAGAGGAUAACAUUCCCCAACUGGAAGACGUCUCAAAUUUCCUCAAAGACUGUACAGGAUUCACCUUACGUCCCGUGGCCGGCUUACUUUCCUCUCGCGAUUUCCUAGCCGGCUUGGCCUUUAGAGUGUUCCACUCGACACAAUACAUACGCCACUCCAGCCGGCCAUUUUACACUCCAGAACCCGACGUCUGCCACGAGCUUCUGGGGCAUGCGCCGUUGUUCGCAGACCCAGCUUUCGCGCAAUUUUCCCAGGAGAUCGGUUUGGCAUCCUUAGGCGCACCAGACGAUUUUAUCGAGAAGUUGGCAACGUGCUUCUGGUUCACCGUUGAAUUCGGCCUUUGUCACGAAAACGGUGAGGUCAAGGCGUACGGAGCGGGACUCCUGUCGUCGUAUGGGGAGCUUCAGUAUGCCCUCACUGACAAGCCGGAGAUAAGGCCGUUCGAACCGGCGAAAACAGCGAUGCAAAAAUAUCCAAUCACCGAGUAUCAACCCGUCUACUACGUUGCGGAAAGUUUUGAGGAUGCAAAGGAAAGAAUGAUAAAAUAUGCCGCGACAAUUCCAAGGAGGUUUGGAGUCAGAUACAAUGCAUACACCGAAAGUAUCGAAGUGUUGGAUUCCAAACCGCAAAUAGAAACUUUAGUGCAGAAUGUUACGCAAGAAAUGCAAAUAUUAUUAGAUUGCCUGAGGAAAUUGUAAUGUGGGUAGUGGGUAUCUAUGAAGGUAUUAACAUAGUUCUAUGUAACUUGUAUACUGGGCAUUUAGGAGAUAAUUUAUUUUAAAUGUUUAUUUUAUUGUAAUUACGGAUGAUUAUUUUUACACAAAA
This is a messenger RNA of Photinus pyralis (common eastern firefly), 1930 nucleotides long. Its product is annotated as protein henna. Gene Ontology annotation, biological process: L-phenylalanine catabolic process; L-tyrosine biosynthetic process. Lineage: Eukaryota; Metazoa; Arthropoda; Insecta; Coleoptera; Lampyridae. The transcript has 6 exons. Bases 418 to 1803 code for a protein of 461 amino acids. The record is from RefSeq and is a predicted model, not a curated record. Gene Ontology annotation, molecular function: iron ion binding; phenylalanine 4-monooxygenase activity.